AUAACGCGACAGACAAUGAAGCUAGAGCUUCAAAAAUGGUGUCGUUGUGUUCUUCUUCAUCAGCCGAGUCGAAUGAUAUGCAAUAUGAUGCAUUAAGAUGGUCAUGCAUUGAACAAAGUGAGUCUGGUUUCUGGCACUUGUGAGCUAGUCAUGUCCACGGACUUUCUCAGCUCAGAGUUGGACACUCUGAGCGAUGUUAUUGGACUCACACCAUCAGAUCCUCUGGAUACGUUUGCAGAAAUGUGGUAUCAAGUGUUCCUUUGGGCUCUGUUUUCAUCCAUGUUUAUCCACAUUAUCGCAGCAGCGAUCGCCUUCUUCACGCUGCGGAAACAUAAAAUCGGAAAACUGGUGCCGCCUCUGAUGCUGGUGGUGGGCGUGGCCGGGCCGCUGACCGCCGGCGUCAUCACCAGUGCCACCAUCGCGUUCGUGUACCGCGCCUCGGCGUUCACGAUGCCGCCGUUCUACGCGCUGCUGUGGGGCUGCGGCCAGACGGUGGCCGGACUGUGCCUCUCCUUCAGCCGCAUUCUGGCCACCCUGUGAACGGCGGCUGACCGGCGCACACAGACUGAGAGCCACCCGUGGGCGGCACCCGAUUCUCAUAACUGGGUGCGUGGUGAUUUAGACAUUGAUGCGCUGUAACUCUAGCAAACCACUGAUUGGCUGUGAAGUGCUAACCACGGCUGAGAUGGAGAGUGUUGCUUGGUGGCAGUCGAGACACUGAUCUGACCGGAUACUGACGUUUCAUGAAUGUGUGGAAGUAAUAUGCUUCCAAGUGCAUACAGACUGCGGCAUGCUGUCUGCUGACGUGGGUCAUUGUGUGGUGCUAGUCCAUUGUCAUCGUUAUUCGAUCGAUGUUAUUUGUUAAUGCGUUGAUGUGAAACAAUGAGAUCUCUUGCAAUUAGCUAGAGGUCAUAAAUAUUGCGGUACUUUGAA
Molecule: messenger RNA, 933 nt
Organism: Amphibalanus amphitrite
Lineage: Eukaryota; Metazoa; Arthropoda; Thecostraca; Balanomorpha; Balanidae
Product: transmembrane protein 170A-like
Exons: 4
Coding region: 151-540 (129 amino acids)
Source: RefSeq, a predicted model, not a curated record